Molecule: messenger RNA, 438 nt
Organism: Nestor notabilis (Kea)
Lineage: Eukaryota; Metazoa; Chordata; Aves; Psittaciformes; Psittacidae
Product: leukotriene C4 synthase-like
Exons: 5
Coding region: 1-438 (145 amino acids)
Biological process (GO): leukotriene biosynthetic process
Cellular component (GO): membrane; nuclear envelope; endoplasmic reticulum
Molecular function (GO): leukotriene-C4 synthase activity; glutathione transferase activity; glutathione peroxidase activity
Source: RefSeq, a predicted model, not a curated record
AUGUUGGAUCAGAUUCAUCUGCUGGCUGCUGUGACAGUCCUGGGAAUCCUGGAGCAAGCCUACUUCUUCCUCCAGGUGAUCUAUGCUAGGAGGGCGUUUGGCAUUUCUCCUCCAAAGAUCUCAGGCCCACCUGAAUUUGAGAGGAUCUUUCGAGCACAGGUGAACUCCUCUGAGUAUUUUCCCAUUUUCCUGGCACUUCUGUGGCAGGCUGGACUCUUCUUCCAUCAAGGUCUGGCUGCAGCCUUGGGUCUGGUCUAUCUCUAUGCCCGCUACCACUACUUUAUCGGAUACAAGGCAUCACCCUCAGAAAGGCUCGCCCCAAUAUACUUUGGCACUGGAGUUCUCUGGAUUCUUCUUGCAGCAUCAGCACUGGGCAUCCUACAUUUCUUCCUCUCUCACUACAUGGGGCUGAACGUCCUCCAGCUUCUCACAGCGUGA